Messenger RNA from Anisakis simplex (herring worm), 531 nucleotides. The record is from the annotation of a GenBank genome assembly. NCBI's taxonomy places the organism in Eukaryota, Metazoa, Nematoda, Chromadorea, Rhabditida, Anisakidae.
AUGAAAGCUCAUCAACAGAAUCAACCACCACAACAACUCGCAGCCAACAAUAAAUUCUAUCACUCGUGGAAUGACUCGUCGAUCACUUCAAGCAAUCCAGCACUCGCCCCGCAACCACUACCACUUGCCAGCAUACCAUAUCAGAGUGUUCCUGAACAAACUCAAGCACAGGCACCCCAACAAAUUCUGCCCUACAACAGUGCGCCUUAUGAGCGCGUCGCAACCAUAAACCAACCUCAAUCCCAGGUACAGUCAGCAUCCGUGAAUAUGCUACCAUAUCACAACAGUGCUUCGGAGGUCAAUCAAGGCAGCGCCGUUGUCAAUUCACCGCAACAACCUGAGAACGUUCAAGCCCUGAAUAAGACUAGUUCAGUGCAAGCAGUCAAUCCUCAGACAUCCGACGUGUUUCCACCAGGACAACCUGGUUAUGUGCCAAUUUAUGCUGGUGACAAACAUACGAAUGAGGCAAGAAUUAAGGAUGUGCAAACCAUGGACGCACCAUUUUUCGGCAUAGCUCCUCCUCCUCAAUAA